AUGGACUCUGUUCCCCCUACGAAUCCGGUAUCCUCUGACCGUCCAGUGUCAGAGGAUACACAGAUGGUAGACAUCUAUCAGGAUAUGAAUCACUCGGGGAAGGACAUCAAGAGGGAUUCUCAAGAAGACCGUCCGUGGGGGCCUUCCUAUCCUGCCGGGCUUGGCCCUCUGAGCACCGGCCCGGAACUCCGAAGCCCCGGGCCGGGCAUUAAGAUGCAUCCUCCGGCCAGCCCGGAAGUUGCGGACCCGCCAAUGCAUAACAGCACCCCUCCUUCCUUACAAGCAUAUGUCCACAUCGUCAAUGAUAAUGGUAUCCUAGAUACCCAGAACCAUGACAAGCUUGACUCGGCAUAUUCCCCGACCCAAGGCAACGAUUCAAAGGAUGAAAUUACAACCUCGAAUUUCGAAUCUAAUUCUCCAAUAUUACCAAUGCGUCCCUCUCCGUCCGAACUGUGCAGAUCACUCCACGAAGGUGACACGCAGAUGGCGACCAGUGACAGUGGUAGUCGCAGCUUCAAUCUACAAAACCUACACAAUACUCUCGAUCCAAUGAUUGCAAGAGAUACAACCAUUGAUGAACUCUUUGGGUUGGAGCACGAUGAUCAAUCUCAACCUGAUGGCCACGGAGCAGACUACAAGUAUGAAACAUCUCAAAGCUCCGCCACCAUACCCAUAGCAAAUCUCGUCACGCCGCAGUCAGUUGCUCCCAAGUCAGCAGUCACGAAAGAAGCAAUUUCAUAUCCGGUCAAAUACUCCAAGAUCGGCAUCAGAUGGACUAUUUGUGGUUACGAUGCCAUUGCCAAAUGGGAACGAAUUCCUUCCAUCGGAUCGAUCGUCAGUGUACUGAAAAAGGCCCUCGGUUCAGAAGAAGAAUACCAAGUCAAGCACAUGUGGAACGGACCCUAUAACAAAUUCUACUCUGUCGACUGCGGAGACGAAGGUUAUGUGAUGAAAAUUACCAUGCCCGUCUGCCCACGCACCAAGACUGAAAGCGAAGUGGCAACCAUUCGCUGGACCGCAGCCAACACAACCUUGCGCGGUCUGCUGCCCGAGGUGAUUGCCUACAGCUCUUCAGCCAACAACCCAAUUGGCUGUGAGUGGAUCCUCAUGAAGCGACUUGAGGGUACUCCCUUAUCUUCGUGCUGGCGGGACAUAACACUGGAAGCCAAGGAGCUCAUCAUGAAAACCCUGGCGCAAUAUUCUGAGUGUGUAUACAGAAGUCGGUUCAAACAGAUAGGGAACAUCUACCCCGCACCCCUCCCUGGCCGCGGCAGACGUUACCAAGUUGGCAAGAUUGCUUCCAUGAGGUUUUUCUGGGACAGAGGUGCAGAGAUCGAACCGAACCAAGGACCAUUCUCCUCAAGCAAGGAGUGGUUCCACCGCAGGCUAAACCUAGCUUCCGAACAUCUCUGGCUUCGAUUCCCUGCUAUUCAACAUGGUCCGCCAAAGGAACGUGAGCGUAUAUGGCGUCUAAUUCAUAUGAGCGGGGUCAAGUCGAGACUAUGGCAGCUCCAUGACCGUUUGUUCCCUACCGACCAGGGAGAUGACGACGAAAAUGGCCAUACAAUUUCGGCCAUCGGCCGUCCUGUUGUUGUUAAUGACUCCAGACUCACAGUUCGAGGUGGAAGCUCUAUCCCAUCAGAAGGGGGUGAACAAGACAACUUUGAAACCCACCACGGACACAAAUCUUCAGCAGAUAGCACAGCCUUUAUGUCUCCAAAGGGGGACGUAUUUGAAGAACUAACGGAUUCAAACAUGGACUCGUUCAAUCAUCAACGAGAACCUGCUUAUAUAUCUUUGAAGGAAAGAUCCACUCCUGUAGCAGGAUCUCAACCCACUUCAGAGACGCAUGCACGGCGAGGCUACUCCCAUGAACCUGUGAACACUGAAGACAGCGUGUUUCUACGUACAAGUUCUGUACUGGCGCCUCCUCAAGUGGUGGACAAGGGUGAUAAACGCACACCCGGCGGCCGAAAACAUACUGAACCGCAGGUUACUACUCGCGAGAACUUCCACAAAUGGGUAAUACCUCGACUGGAUGCCGACGAAGAAAUCCAGAAAUAUUUGGGCAGCCAUCAACAUGCAGAGCAAACAAUGCUAUGGCACGACAACCUCUCAACGGACAACAUACUGGUCAACGUCGAGACUGGACAGCUCACCGGCAUCUUGGACUGGGACUCUGUUUCCUGCCUUCCCGUGUACCUUGCUUGUGAUAUGCCGGCCCUGCUCCACGAGGGGAAUCAUCGGCCACAGGAGCCGCAGGUCGAAGACUAUGCCGUGUGGAUCCCCGAUGACAACGUCGAUGAUGAUGGAAGGGGUCAUAAAGAUUUGGAUGGAAACUAUGCACAAGCAGCUUCAUCAAGGUCCGGCAACAAGUCCUCUACUUCUACAGCAUCUCCGGGUAAUUCUCAGGCAAAGAAACGCGGUCGAAUUGGUCUGGAGCAGAACUACUGGCGCGCCAUGCGCGAAUACGAAUUGACGCAUCUCCGCAAGGUCUUCAUGAAGGAGAUGAUCGGCCGAUGUCCGUCAUGGUAUCAGACCUGGAAGCAGACCAAGGUUUACAAGGACUACGAGAUGGCGGUCCAGAAUUGCGAUAAUGAGCACCUCAUCCACCACGUCGAAGACUGGUGCGAUGCCAUCGACGCGGCUCUUGAAAAAGGUCAGGAGAUCAAGCCGCCCCAAGUAUUGCACCUACAGCAUAUGCUGUAUAAAGGCCAAAAUUGGGAAGAUUGGGACGAUUUGGACGAGACCAUUGAUGAGCUCAUGAGGCCGUUCCGUGAGAAGCAACAAAAGAUCCAACAGUGGCAGGAUGAUCUCGACGAACUCGACAUGGCCAAGAAGGCCAUUUCAUCUACCAAGGGCACGAGGACAAGGUUUCUGAGGGAGAAAGCCAGGCAUGAAAGCGCGAUUGAGAAGGCCCGACAGUCUGCCGCCAAAGCUGCCCAAGACGUUGAAUCCUUUGAGAAUCUGGACGAGCAAGGACUGGACAUGGAAGAGCUGACGAACCUACGCCGAGAUGCGCGAGACAGACUGGCCGCCGCCCGACGCGAGAUCUACCGAGUCCAACAGAAGCUCCCAGUCGCCGAAGCGCGAGUCACCGACGCCGAGGACAAAUGGGAAGCGGCCAAUGCGCGCGAGCUCGCGGCCCUCGAGCGAAUCCACUCGAGCGAGUGGUUCCAAAAGUACGACCGCGAACGCACGCACACGCACGAGACGUGGAAGAGCCUCGAAAAGGCGCUCUACAAGGAGUACGGCCCCGACAACACCUGGUGGAAGCACCGACUGGAGCCUCUCGGCUAG
Messenger RNA from Pestalotiopsis fici W106-1, 3300 nucleotides. RefSeq lists its product as uncharacterized. Bases 1 to 3300 code for a protein of 1099 amino acids. The record is from RefSeq and is a predicted model, not a curated record. The transcript has 2 exons. Lineage: Eukaryota; Fungi; Ascomycota; Sordariomycetes; Amphisphaeriales; Sporocadaceae.